Molecule: messenger RNA, 447 nt
Organism: Meriones unguiculatus (Mongolian gerbil)
Lineage: Eukaryota; Metazoa; Chordata; Mammalia; Rodentia; Muridae
Product: small ribosomal subunit protein bS21m-like
Exons: 3
Coding region: 1-321 (106 amino acids)
Biological process (GO): translation
Cellular component (GO): ribosome
Molecular function (GO): structural constituent of ribosome
Source: RefSeq, a predicted model, not a curated record
AUGAACAACGAAUCUGGAAUCUCCAGUAACACUUCUGAAAAACGAGCUCUUCAGUACAAGAAAAACAUGGAGCUUUUCAUUGCCAGGACUGUGAUGGUUCAGGACGGGAAUGUGGAAGGUGCUUACAGGACCCUGAGCAGGAUCCUCAGCAGCGAUGGGCUCACGGAAGCCAUAAAGCGCCGACGCUUUUAUGAGAAACCCUGUCGCCGCCACCAGCGGGAGAGCUAUGAAUCAUGUCGAAGAAUCUACAACAUGGAAAUGGCUCGAAAGAUCAACUUCGUGAUGCGAAAGAACCGCGCAGAUCCAUGGCUUGGCUGCUAAUGCCUGUGGUCACAUUAAUUCUAUGUUCAGCUCUUUUCUUUAUCCAAUCCCAAUUUCUGUUACAUUUUUCACAAUAAACUCAGUCACAGGUGAACAAGGCUUUCCUGUGCAGAAGCUCUCUCAUUA